Molecule: messenger RNA, 3742 nt
Organism: Salvia miltiorrhiza (redroot sage)
Lineage: Eukaryota; Viridiplantae; Streptophyta; Magnoliopsida; Lamiales; Lamiaceae
Exons: 9
Coding region: 569-3589 (1006 amino acids)
Cellular component (GO): nuclear pore
Source: RefSeq, a predicted model, not a curated record
AGGUAACUUAUGUUCGUUUUCAUUUAUUAAAACCAAAUUCAAAGUUUAGAUUAAUGUAGUCAGAUCCAUUUGUUACUAUAUUUUAGCUAGGAACAGUAGUACUUUUUAACUAAUAAACCGGAUCAACUCCAAAAUAAAUAAAAAAUAAAAUAAAAGAACCAAAAAAAUCGGAUCUUAACUUUGAUUUAGAGCGUCGACAUAAAAUUCCAAAAUGAUAACUUAGUUUUCAAUAAAACGAAUAUCAUUCAUUUUUUAUUUUAUUUUAUUGUGAGAUUAGUUAACUUAGAUUUGUCAAGAACUCCAGUGAAAGGGAAGCUCAAAUCAGUGGACUUCUGAGCUCGCUGCUUCUCUCUCUCUUGAACAGUCAUUUUCUCUCUCUUACUUUCUCUGCAAUCAAAAGGAAUGGCGUCUGCAGACAAUGAGAUAAAGAACUACUGGUGAAAACGAUUGGAGAAAGCGGAGCUCUGUUUACUAUUGACUACUUCAUCAUUGCACUUGAAUCAAGUUGUUGGGGUUUUACUUGAUCAAGGGGCAGUUUAUCACCAUCUCCUUAUAGUUCUCUCAAGCUAUGGUUCUCGGGCUUAGGUCGAAGCACCGGAGAGGGGCUUCGGUUAAGGUAGAGUACAUUGUCCAUGUACAGGAGAUAAGGCCUUGGCCUCCAUCAGAAACCCUAAGAUCUGUCCAGAAAGUGUUGCUUCAAUGGGAAAAUGGUAGUCAGUAUUCGGGGUCGUUUCUUGCUGCUGCUCAAAAUUCCAAAAUCGUGUUCAACGAGUCUUUCAAACUCCCGUUGAUUCUUUACCUUGACAAGAAGGCUCAUGACAAGUUUCAGAAGAACAAUUUGGAGUUUAGCUUGUUUGUGCCGCGUAAGGAUAGGGCCAAAGGGCAGCUUCUUGGGACGGCUGUGUUGAACCUUGCAGAUCAUGGAGUGAUAGAUAGUUUGUUAAGCAUUAAUGUUCCGUUGAGCUUAAAGAGGAGCUCCAAUAGCUCGGUGCAACCGUCUCUGGUGAUUGGUCUGGAGCCAGUUGAGAAGGGUAGCUCUAACUCAUCACCUAGUGUUGGCCUAUCGAAGCAAACGUCUUUGGACAAUGAUAAUGAUGAUCUGGAAAUUGCUUCGAUUACGGAUGAUGAUGCUUCUUCCCAAUCAUCAAGGACUGCAGGGUCAUCAACCUUUGAGGUUGGAACAUCUUCACCAUCUCAAAGUGAGAAGAAUGGAUAUGGACAUGCUGGAUAUGACUCGGAGAAAAAGAGGAAUGGGAGAAUACCAUCCACUGAUACGCCAUCAGAGACUUGGAAACAAGAAAAUGAUAGUGAUUCUCUAUAUAAGAUCCGUGAGCGAAGCAUGACAUCUAUCAAGAAGAACUCUGAGACCACUCUCCUUAGAACUUUCCCCUCAUCCAUAAGUCAUCGAGAUGUAAAUGCGAAAGCCAACACUGCAGUUGCCACUUUUUUACAGGAAAGUGCUUCCCCUAGUUCUGAUGAAGUGAUUGCUAACAGUAAGCAUAAAAGUCUUGAAAACACGGAACAAUCUGUGGAAGGAAAAUCCCGUGAAGCUAGAGCUGCACUAGCUGAUAAUCAUGGAAAAAAUGCUGCAAAGUUCUCGGCUAACUCUCUGCACGACCAUGCUACUCAAGAAAAUGAGUUAGGAGAAGAUAAUGAGCAAAUGUAUGAUCCACUGACUCAUAUGGUGAAUGUUGAGGAGAAAAAGGAGGAGAUGGCACAUUUUCCGGAUAAUAGAUUAAUUGGGAAUGUAUCAGAAGAUGCCGUCAGCGGGCAGGCAACAGUGAUGAGUGAGGAAGCACCAGUAGUUCCAUUACCAAGCAGCAAGAAAGCUGAAAGUGUGAAAUCCGUCCGUAAACAUGGUUCAGUUGAAGGAACGGAAGACAUUCAUGCCUCUCCAAAGAAAGGUGAACUUGGUUCAGUAAUUGAGCCAAAGACGGAACUCCCAGAUAUUACAGAUGAAUGGAAAACGAGAAUUGAGUUACCCUAUGCCUCUAAACAGAAAGGUGAACUUGGUGCAGUAAUAGAGCCAAAGACUGAACUCCCAGACUGUAGAGAUGAAUGGAAAACGACAAUUGAGAUGCUUCGGGAAGAAUUAAGGGAAGCAGCAGCUACCGAGGUUGGAUUGUAUUCCAUCGUUGCUGAACAUGCAAGUUCAGUCAACAAGGUUCACACCCCAGCUCGACGCCUGUCCAGAUUUUAUAUUGAUGCUUGCAAAGCAGGGUCUCAAGCUAAAAGGGCAAGCGCAGCAAGAGCUGCGGUAUCUGGAUUAGUUUUGGUUUCUAAAUCAUGUGGACAUGAUGUUCCAAGGUUGACGUUCUGGUUAUCAAACUCAAUAAUGUUGAGGGCCAUUGUCAGCAAAACUGCUGCAGAGUUAUCGAACUGUAAUAUAUCAGGAAGCAAAACUAGUGGAUCUUGGUCUGAAUUAACAUCAAAGGAUUCUUCUCAUUUGGAGGGCGACCAAUCUACUUCAAUCAAUGAGUCUGAUGACAAGGAAGAUGUCUCAACAUUCAUAAUUGCACUAGAAAAAGUUGAAUCUUGGCUUUUUUCUCGAAUAGUCGAAUCCUUAUGGUGGCAGACAUUUACGCCGCAUAUGCAGCCCACAGUUGCAAAAGUCAGUGAGAUAAGCCCACGUUCAGGGACAAAGAAGACAUGUGGAAGAAGAAACAGUUUGGGUAACUAUGAACAGGGGACUUUCUCUAUCGAAUUAUGGAAGAAAGCAUUCAAAGAUGCCCGUGAAAGGCUUUGUCCGUUACGAGCAGGAGGACAUGAAUGUGGCUGCUUGUCUGUGCUGGUUAGACUGGUAAUGGAGCAGUUGAUUGAUAGGCUGGAUAUGGCAAUGUUCAAUGCUGUUCUACGCGAAUCUGCCGAAGAAAUGCCUACUGAUCCUGUCUCAGAUCCCAUUAGUGAAUCUAGAGUGCUGCCAAUACCACAUGGGCAAUCAAGCUUUGGUGCUGGUGUGGAAUUGAAAAACUCUAUUGGGAACUGGUCAAGAUGGCUUACCGAUCUCUUUGGCCUAGAAGAUGAGUCGACUGAGCAUGGAAGUAUCCGUGGCGAUGGAAAAUCUUUCAAGGCUUUUCGUCUCCUCCAUUCUUUGAGUGAUCUCAUGAUGCUACCAUUUGGGAUGCUUGCUGAUCCUACUACCAGAAAAGAAGUCUGCCCAAUGUUUGGUCCUACAAUAAUCAAACGGGUGCUAAACAGUUUCGUCCCAGACGAAUUCUGUCCAGAUCCCAUUCCACAGAGCAUCAUCGAUGCCCUCGACACUGAGGAGGUCUCGGAUGCUUCGGAAGACAUACUCACAAGCUUUCCCUGCACUGCAAAUCCUACAAAAUACACACCUCCUUCUGCAGCUUUACUAACUUGUGUGGGAGAAGUUGGUAGCCAAGUGAUCCAGAGCAGCAGGUUAUCAUCACUCAAGAAAUCCUACAACAGUGAUGACGAGCUAGACGAGCUCGACUCGUCUUUCACGUCUAUCGUCCCCGAUAGCUUCCAGAGCUCCGCUCUUGCAAGACUCGGGUCGAUGGCAACGGAGAAGGGAGGUCGAAGUGUUGUCAGGUAUCAGCUGCUGCGGGAGAUAUGGAAGGAUGAAUAGAGUCUUCAUAACUCUCUACUAUGUAUAUGUUUGUACACCGAGCUGUAUAUCCCUCGAAAAUUUUGAGGACUCAAAACAAUUUUUAAAUUGUAUAAAUUGAUCUCCCACACUGUUAUCUUAUGUAUGAUUAAAUGUCAAAUUAUGUUACCUUCA